CGCACCAGCUAUAAAGAACAGACCAAUUGGAUCGGGACAUUUGUUUUUUUUCUCACAUGUGUUUGAUUUUCGUGCUGUUACUUGGUCCGUGUUGCGCGACACUGGAGAAAUGUGACGCAUAGCGAAGCGGUGAGCAUACAUCGCCGCGAUAUGGACCACAAAAGAUUACUCGAGGAACGUUUGCGAGAAGCGGUUUGCGAAGGCGAUACGGACGCCGUGCAGGAUCUCGUGAACAUAGGCGUUGACGUUAACGCGCGACAAGCUGUCAGCGGAUGGACUCCUUUACAUUGGGCGUGUAAGAAGGGAUAUUUGGAUGUAGCUGCCUUAUUGUUGAAAAACGGUGCCGACAAGAACGUGCGAACCGAGGCAGGAGAGACUGCAGUAUCUUUGUGCAAUAACCAGCAGAUUUUGUAUCUUUUGAGCACAAGCAGUGAUGUUACACGAGUCACAAAUGAUUUGUCCUUGCACACCGUUACGUCUGCAUACACACAACCAGACAACUUUCUAUAUGCUGCCAUGAAUCCUUCCAAGGUGAAAAAUAAUACAUACGACGAGAGUGGGGUCAUCAUGUUGUCCCAUGAUGAAUUGGUGUUAAAAAUUCGAAUUGCUAGCACAGCAGAUCCGGAUUUCGUGGAGAUAGAAUUGCCGCGGAGCGAGUUAACUUACCAGGCAUUGUUGGGUAUAUGUUGCAAAGAACUGAAUCUCACUCCACACCAGAUCUUGAAACUGCGCAAAUUGCCCAAUACUAGAUUACGGAAGGAUAAGGAUAUUCAGAGACUCCAGAACUUUCAAGAGAUUGAAGUAAUCACGACAAGUUUCACUGACACGAUAAAUAUUUAUGCAAGCCUUCAAGGCGCCAAUGGUAUCUCCAAUAAUCUGCCAACAUUAACACCGGCUAAUGGAUAUCAGAGCAUAUCCAAGAAGGAUCAGACUAUUCUGUAUUGAUUGUUUACGUUGAAAAAAAUACUCUUGGAUGUAUUUGCAAGUUAACAUGUAAGAAAGAAGCCACCAUAUAAGCAAUAUUACAUCGUUUAUGGUACAUAUACAUGAACGUACCAUUUAAUAGAAAUAUCGUGUUUUUGUUUUUAUUAGAUUCAAAUUAAAAUGUCAGCAAGAUAUUCACAUAAAAAUAUCACUUUAGAUUUUUGCGUGAGAUUUUCUCUGUGUGUGAUUCUCUCGACAAUAAUGUCGCCAUCGGGUUUGAUCGUAAUAUUGAUUUCUCUCAUGAACGUUGAGAGCUCUCUCUUACUCUCUAUGUCAUAGUAAGCAUUCUUGCAUUACUGGUGGUUUCACAUUUUUAUCUUUUAAAAUAAGCAAGUUUACGUUUAAAGAGGCGAUUUGAAUUGUUUAAUAAAUCGACUAAUUCAAUUUCUGAUCAUAAAUUACUUACUAGUGUCAUAUAAAGCGGCAAUCUUAAAAUAUUAGGUUGGAAACUAUGAAACGGGCGUUGAAUAGAAAUAAAAAU
This is a messenger RNA of Dinoponera quadriceps, 1465 nucleotides long. RefSeq names its product ankyrin repeat domain-containing protein 40-like. The record is from RefSeq and is a predicted model, not a curated record. The coding region runs from base 151 to 945 and encodes 264 amino acids. The transcript has 3 exons. NCBI's taxonomy places the organism in Eukaryota, Metazoa, Arthropoda, Insecta, Hymenoptera, Formicidae. Gene Ontology annotation, molecular function: protein binding.